AUGGCAAAAGCUGUACAAAUACCCUCCAGAGAUUGGCAAGAGUUCAAUGUGGUGUCGCACGUUUUGUUGAUGGCUGUCGACAUAUUAACAGACCGCCCGAUAUCAAAAGUUCGGCUCAAGAGCUUUUCAGCGACGUUACAUCCUUGGGGCGCAGCUAUCGAGUACGGGGGGAAUAUACCUGCAGAGGAAUCCAUCACAAUCGAAGUGGAGCAUCUUAGCAUGUCCACCACUGUCACUAAGCCCGGCGAAUGGUCCAGAGUGAUCAGGUCGUAUGCCAAUGAGGUACACCCUUUGCGGUCUGACUUUGCCGAUGAUUGCAUUACCAAUUUCGCGCCCGGCAGAUUCACAGCAUUAGGGCUGGGCGAGGAGCUGCCUCGCCAUCUGUAUUUCACGGCCUUCACUGGUUUCACUCACCAAUCAUUCUCAGUUCACAGGGCUGACUCAGCUAACGACGCAGAAGGUCCUCGGAUUAUUUACGAAUGCGAAGACGAGACAUGGACGGAGGUCUCUGGCAGCAGCAAGACCGGUGUCGAGGUCAGUACUGAGGCGUUCAAGACGCUCUUGCAUCACGAAAGUCGGUCGGGAAUUUUCGGAGUUCAAGUGAAGCGCAAUAGCACCUUUUUUACGGGUGACUUGUCGGAACCUUAUAUCUCGAUACGCCCCGAGGUAAGCUUAGAAACGUUACCUACUGCUUUGUCAAAUGCCGUUCGAAAGCUCAUCGACGAUUCGGCACCGAUUCAUUUGGAGAUUGUCGGUUAUGAAGCGAUAGCGCUGAGGGGACAAAGAUACCUCAAAAGAGACACCCUUCAGCCAGCAAGAGAGAUUAUCAUUCUGCGGAAGUCGGUCCAGACAAAGGAAUUAUAG
Molecule: messenger RNA, 864 nt
Organism: Tremella mesenterica DSM 1558
Lineage: Eukaryota; Fungi; Basidiomycota; Tremellomycetes; Tremellales; Tremellaceae
Exons: 3
Coding region: 1-864 (287 amino acids)
Source: RefSeq, a predicted model, not a curated record